Molecule: messenger RNA, 1998 nt
Organism: Gastrolobium bilobum
Lineage: Eukaryota; Viridiplantae; Streptophyta; Magnoliopsida; Fabales; Fabaceae
Product: protein NRT1/ PTR FAMILY 5.10-like
Exons: 4
Coding region: 54-1709 (551 amino acids)
Biological process (GO): dipeptide transport; transmembrane transport
Cellular component (GO): membrane
Molecular function (GO): tripeptide transmembrane transporter activity; dipeptide transmembrane transporter activity
Source: RefSeq, a predicted model, not a curated record
UGUGUACUCUUAUCCUAAAUUCCCUCCGCAAGUGAAGGUUUACUCCUAUAGAGAUGGCUGAAACUGAAACAGAAACUCCGCUACUGUUGUUGGAGACGGCGGUAGACGGCGUCGUCGACUUCAAGGGCCGCCCAGUUCGGCGGUCAACCUCCGGUGGUUGGAGAGCAGCUGCCUUCAUUAUAAGCGUGGAAGUAGCAGAGAGAUUUGCUUACUAUGGAAUCACCUCGAAUCUGAUAAAUUAUUUGACGGGGCCACUUGGUCAAUCGACGGUAACGGCAGCGGAGAAUGUGAACAUCUGGUCUGGAACUGCUUCAUUGCUCCCUCUGCUUGGUGCUUUUCUUGCUGAUUCUUUUCUUGGCAGAUAUCGCACCAUCAUUCUUGCGUCCCUUCUUUAUAUUCUGGGACUGAGUCUGUUGACGUUGUCGGCUAUACUUCCUGUAACAAGCCAAUCAAUAUUGUUCUUCUUUUCUCUGUAUCUUGUUGCACUUGCACAAGGUGGACAUAAGCCUUGUGUUCAGGCUUUUGGAGCUGAUCAGUUUGAUACGAACGACCCUGAGGAACGAAAGGCCAGAAGUUCCUUUUUUAAUUGGUGGUAUUUUACUUUUACUGCAGGUGUCCUUGUCAGUGUUUCCAUCUUGAACUAUGUUCAGGAUAAUGUUAGUUGGGUUCUUGGGUUCGGAAUCCCUUGCAUUGCCAUGCUAGUUGCAUUGGCUCUUUUCUCACUUGGAACAUGGAUUUACCGCUUUAGCAUCCCAAGGGAAGAUAAAGGCCCUUUUUUUAGGAUUGGUGGCGUGUUUAUUGUUGCACUAAAAAAUUGGCGAACUACCCCUUCAGCAAUCGCUUCUGAUGAGGAAUCUCGUGGCACUCUGCCUCACAAAGCUUCUGAACAAUUUAGUUUCCUGAACAAAGCAUUAAUUGCAUCAGACGGUUCAAAGGAAGAGGGGAAAGUUUGUAGCGUUAGUGAGGUUGAAGAAGUAAAGGCAGUCCUCAGGCUUGUUCCAAUAUGGGCUACGAGUUUAAUUUAUGCUAUUGUGUUUGCUCAGUCUUCUACCUUCUUUACCAAACAAGGUGUUACACUGGACAGGAAAAUUGUGCCUGGUUUUGAUGUACCCCCUGCUUCUCUUCAAUCCUUUAUUAGCCUCUCCAUUGUUAUUUUUGUUCCUGUCUAUGACCGCAUUAUUGUUCCCAUAGCUAGAGCUUUUACUGGUAAACCCUCUGGAAUCACAAUGCUACAGAGAAUUGGAAUUGGGAUGUUUCUUUCUGUAAUUUCUAUGGUAAUUGCAGCUUUUGUGGAGAUGAAAAGACUCAAAGUGGCUCGUGAACAUGGGCUAAUUGAUAUGCCAAAUGUGACAAUUCCAAUGAGCAUAUGGUGGUUAAUUCCUCAGUAUGUGUUGUUUGGAGUCGCUGAUGUGUUUACAAUGGUAGGUCUGCAAGAGUUUUUCUAUGAUCAAGUCCCAGAUGAAUUAAGAAGUGUUGGUCUUGCCCUCUAUCUAAGUAUUUUUGGGGUUGGGAGCUUUCUGAGUAGCUUUCUCAUCUCUAUUAUUCAGAAAGAAACUGGAAAAGAUGGCAGUGAUAGCUGGUUUGCUAGUAAUCUUAAUCGUGCGCAUCUUGAUUAUUUCUAUGCAGUUCUAGCUGCUCUUAGUGCGGUGGAGAUGUCUGCCUUCUGGUUCUUUUCGAAAUCUUAUAUUUAUAAGAGAAGAAGCUCAUAAAAGAAGCUGAAAAUCUGCAACAUAGGGUUUUGCUGGGGAAGAAUUUAAAUUCAUAUAUGUGGAAUUCACUGAUCAGACUUUUGGACAAUCUGUUGAUCCAUUUUUAGGAGAUAUGGUGCACGGCUAAUAGUCAACUGGCAAAUGAAAUUAUAAACCAAUUUCAUUUUUUUUAUUUUAUAUUUUAUGAUACGAUGAUGAUGCCGAUGUAAACUAUAAUCUCAUGCAUACUGGUUGUAUAGCUAGACGCCUAGACGCGUGCUUUUCUGAGUACAUUGUAUGUUGGAGUCAU